Molecule: messenger RNA, 5439 nt
Organism: Cladocopium goreaui
Lineage: Eukaryota; Dinophyceae; Suessiales; Symbiodiniaceae
Source: the annotation of a GenBank genome assembly
AUGGCGAUCGAAGUUGGACGACUUGGUAGACGCCACGUAAUCUCACGCAGUGGCUUGGAAGCCGUGCUGAAGGACCUCAAAGACAGAGAGUUUCCAUCGGCAAUCUCCAGGCAGACGGUGAAGAGGCAAAGGGACACCACUGUGGAGGUGCAGACGCCGCUGGGAUGCUUGCUGUCUUCCUAUUCUGUGACCCUGCCAGAGCAAAAGAAGACAGCAAAGAAGCCGGCCAUGAAGGCUAAGAGCGUUGAGCUUCCGUUUCUGGCGCCUCUCCCCUUGCUGUACCACCUCUGUGCGGAAGAGUCUGAGUUUGCGCGGAUGAUGCGGCACGUUCUCGAUCGCUACAAGCCGUCCAGGCAGCAGCCACUGAGUAUAUUGGCUUAUGCCGAUGAGAUCAGCCCUGGAAAUGUAUUGGCUCACAGGCUUGAGAGAAAGGUGCAAGUCAUAUACUGGAGCAUCAAGGAGUUUGGACCAGUAGCACUUUCCUCUGAGAGGUCUUGGUUCUUGGCAGGCAUCGCACGGUCAGAGCAUGUCAAGAGGCUGCCAGGUAAAAUGUCUGAGUACUUCAGGCGAUGCCUCGAGCAGUUCAUCUUGCCGAUUGAUGUGCGGGAAGGGAUUCAAGUGCGGUUCGCUGAUGGGCACUGCUCCAUGCUCUUCGCUGCUGUUGACGUCAUUGUGGCCGAUGAGGUGGCACUGAAGGAGAUGAUAGGCAUGAAAGGGGCAGCUGGAACGAUAUGUUGUCCCUUAUGUCGCAAUCUGGUGGACCACAAGUCGGAGCUCCAUCAUCACCAGGAUGCAUUCGUUCCGAGCACGACCAUAGAUCUUUCCCUGGUGGACGCCCAGACUGAUGCCAGCGUUAAGAAGAUCUUGGAUUACCUUGAAGAACAGGCCCACGGCCCAGUGUCCAAGGCAAAGUUUAGCAAGAUGACCCAGGCUCUUGGCUUCAACUACAACCCACAUGGACUCUUGCGAUCGGCGGAACUGGACAUCAAAGCCGUGAGCGUCCUGAUGUUUGACUGGAUGCAUUGCUUUUGUGUGGCUGGACUUUGGAAUGUGGAGGCUGGCCUCCUUGUGGCAAAGCUCCAGGAAAUCGGCAUCACGCAAGCUGAUCUACAUGAGGAACUUCAAAAAUUUAUCUGGCCGCAAGCUAUCAGAAGCCGCGGUGUCACAGGACAAAAAAUCUUUGCAAAGGGAGAUCAAAAUGAAGACAUCAAGUGCUCGGCGAGUGAGUGCCUGUCAGUUUACAGUGUAUUAAGAUUGUUUCUCCUUGAAGCAAUGCAAACACAGGAUUUGCACGCCAUCCGUGCUGAGUGCGACUCAUAUCUUCGACUGUGUCAUGUCUUGGAUUUGCUUCAACAGGUCAAACUGGGCAAGACAACCCCGAGAGCAUUGGAGGUUGCAGUUGUGGCACAUUUGUCAGCCUUCAAGGAUGCAUAUCGAGAUACACGGUUCUUGCCAAAGCAUCACUACAGCCUCCAUCUCUGCAGAAUGUUGCAGAGGCAUGGGACACUUGUGUCGUGUUUUUGCCACGAACGGAAGCACAAAGAGAUCAAGCGACAUGCUCAGUUGAUCUGCAACACUUGGAGUGCCUGGGAGAGAUCUGUAAUGGUGGAUGCCGCGUGCGACAUGCUUGACUCCCUGCUGGAAGACCAAGAUCAAUCCUUCUACGGCGGCAUAUGCCAGCCCCAAGAAGCUCCGAUGGCGACCAAGCAAUUGCUGUAUCGAACUUUGGGCGCGUUCCGUGUCGCAAAGGUGGCUCGUUCUGCCUACUACGCACCAGGAGCCCGUGUCUUCAAGGAUGAUGUGGUGAUCUGUCAUGUGGAAGAUCUCAAUGACCCUUUGCUAGGCAACAACUACUUAGCAACCACGCCGGUCAUCCAAGUAGAGGCCCACAUAGAGCAGGUGCAAGCGCUCAGGGGCAACAGGAUCGCUGUGGCGCGGUUCAAAAGCGCUUUCAUAGCAGGCCAAGAGGCUUUGAAACAGGCGGUGACGGUCAGCUCCAAGACUGAGGACUUGGACGAGGCCCUUCCGACCUCUACCAUGCAGCCCACAGAUCACAUCGCAUUGCCGGGGGGCCUGCAGCUUCAGUUGGAGAAGGAGGUCUCUGUGAGCCUCCGGUCCGUCACGGACUACUACUUCGCGCUGCGACUGCUUGGCCAUGGGUGGGCAUGGGCAGGUAACUACAUGGUGAAGUACAAUGAUGCGGACGUCCUGAUGAUGGAUCUCUCCACGGCCUUGCACUAUGCUGAUACCUCACUGCGGGAUUGCAUGGAGUUUGGUGGUGGCUCAUUGGUGUGGUAUCAGCGGAAUGACCUCUUGACAAGAGCCAAGAUGGCCACGUACGUGCGGUGGGGCUGGCCUGCGUCUGCCGCCCUGACCGAGGAGCCGAAGGGCACCAAGCGCCCGGCUGAGAGUCCACCUCUGGACCGCCGAGCCAGGGCCGUUAAAGGAGAUGGGUUCCGCACAGUGAGCCAGAUCAAGGGAGGCAAACGUUUGUGUAAGCCCUGGAACGACGGGCGUGGACGCCAAGACAAGAACUGCCAGGUCUACAUGAGCACUCCCGUCGAGGAGCCCGCACGCGCUGUGGCCUUGGUGAAGUCGCCCCAGACUGGUUUGGCUGCCAAGAUGUAUUUGGGGUGGCAUUUCUAUGCUGUGGCGGCGGAACCGGACCCGAUCGCCCAAGCGGCAGUGCACAACAUGCCCAAUCUGGUGCACGUUCCCCGCAUUGAGGACCUCCAUGCCAAGGAUUUUCUGCUCUUUUUGCAGCGGCGCAACAUCCGGGGCAUUUUGAUGGGAGGUGGCAGCCCGUGCCAAGGGAACAGCUCCCUCAACUUGAGCUGCCUGUGGGUGGGUGCAACGCCGAAGUCUGUUUUGGUUGGUAAGAAGGAAGGGCCCGCUGCAUGCUGGGAUUACCCGGCUUCUCCUUGGACCUGGUCGCCUACGGCGGCCGACGAAGUGCCCACUUUGGUUUAUGAAGGCGCUAAGCCGUGCCCACCACGAGUUUUCUUUCAGCAGGACUUCCAGCCGAUGUUUGACCCGGCGGACGUGGUGGCCAAGCAUGGAGUGGGAGCUUUCCACACCUUUACCAGGGAAUUUCGGCACCCGGCUGACGGCGUUGCCCAAGUGUCAGCGGCUGCAGCAGCUAGGUUUGAGGAGGACUGCAGAAGGCCCCCGGCGGCCUAUGAGGAGCGGUCCUUACUCUGGUCGGGACGGCAAUGGAGGCAGCCCCUGCGCGAAGAGCGUGCCCAGAUGCAUGGUCUGCCUGCGGCUUGUCUGGGUACAGUCGCAGGGGAUCCAGACCUCAAGCGCCAACGCCAGAAUUCACGCCUAGGGAAUGGAUUCCACAUGUUUUCGUUGUUAUUUUCCAUGCUGCCCUCUGUGCUGGGUGGCAAGGUGUUGCUCAAUCCCCCUUGUUUGAUGGAGCGGGGCCUGCAAAGCCGCCUGGUACAUUCGGUCUGGGAACCGGGACGCUUGGCGAGCAUGCCAGGGCUCUUGACAGCUGGCGAGGUGAUUGAGAGGAUGCAGCCGCUUUUGCCGGCCUGCUCCCUUGAUCGCGCUGUGUGGGAGCAGACCACGCAAAGGUUGCAAGCAUGCAAUUUGCAGGACUUGCAAAUGUUUGCGGCUUGGUGCCGACUUCGUGGCGAACAGACGGAUGUCCUGGGACCUCAACCACUGCUUGCCCAGGAUAGAGCUCAGGUUUACGCCGGCCCUAGUGGCCAGCGCUAUGCGGCUGAUACCACCCGAGGGCUCAACCCGUUGCUGCCCCCAGGCCUGGGCAAGGAAGGCCAUAUGGAGGCGUCCGCCAAGCUUGGAUCGCCAUUCGCACCCAGACCGUGGCCAGAGUUGGAUAUUGCUUUUGUCGUGGACGCCAUUGCCAUUUGGCAGUGGGCCCUGCCGCGGGUGGCAGAGAAACUCCGGCAUGUGCUUCGCACCGUGGCCCGUGCACUGCAUCCUUUGGAGUUGGCCAUAGCGCCAUUCCGGGUCCCUAGUGCGCAGAUGGUGGCGGCCGAGAAGAAGCCAGCGUUCGUAGCAUUUAUGACGGUGCUGCUUCAUUGGCCUGAUCUCAGACAAGCCCACCUCAUCUCCUGCGUUCCUGAUACUUUCGAAGACUGGGUCGCCGGGGCCGAGGCCGCUUUGGACACUCUUUUGCAUUCUCGGCCUCCCAAACACCAUGCGGCCAUCCUGGAGGCAACCAAGGCUGAACAGGCAAAGAACUCUUGCUCCGAGUUUUUGACGCGAUCUGAAGUUGAUGCAAUGUUCGAUUAUCAGCCUUGGCGACCAUUGGAAAGGUUUUUGAUUCAGGCCGAUGGCAAAGCUAGAGUGAUUGACAAUUGUCGCAAAACCCAGCACAAUGCUCAUACUACUAUGUAUGAGACGAUCCACACGGUGAGCAUCGACUUUGUGGCCGCGGUCGCAGCAGAUCUCUGUCGUCGCUUGGAUAUUCGCGAGCCACCGCAUUCCAGUGGCAGCCUGGAGUGGCUCCGGCUGACUCUGGGUACCGACGACCUACCGGAUGCGUGCAGAGGGCUCCCUGUUAGCCCCGAGCACCAGCGAUUCUCGGUGGUCGCGAUCUUGGCAGUUGAUUUUGUGGCCGACUGCUCUCCAUCCCAACUUGGUUUGCGAUUGGUCUUUAGUUUGAUGGGGGCCCCGCCCCAGGCAUCCAAAGGUUUUGUGACGUCCGCCAACCGGCACUACCUGGGCACCUCCAUCCAUACCGGGGACUUUGUCACAGCAGGUUCUGUUCGUGUGCAGCCGAAGUAUUCCACCAGCAUUAAAGUUCUGCGGAAGUUGGAUGCCUGCCUAAAGUCACGAACCCUUUUGCGUGACGAGGCCGGCAAGUUACGGGGCGAUUUGAUGUGGUUUUUCUCCAUGUGUAUGGAGCACCUUGGCAAAUUGGCCGGGCCAGUGCUUUCAGCCCACCAGCGGAGCGAUGACUCUGCCUCGACACCACACGAGAUGAGCUAUUUGCAUGCUCUGAGAGCUGCAGUAGCUCUUUCCCAACCGCGGGACGUGUGCGUUCUACAUGGCCAUCAGCCAGUUGUUCGUGUCUACAGCGAUGCUUCUUUCGAAGAGGGCAUUCUCCGCCUUGGGUGGGUCAUCUUUGUCCCAGGGCAUCCUGGCACAUGCAUAGUGCCCGAUCGCAUUGCCACCUGGAAGAGUCGCUCGCAACAGAUCUUCCCGGGGGAGACAGUGGCGGCGCUUGUGGUUGCCUUGGUUCAUGAUGCCCUGCUGGCAAAUCAGGACUUGCUCUACUUCACGGACAACCAAGCUUCUGCUGCCAGCUUGAUUCGUGUUACCUCCUCUGAAGAAGAUUUCACUUGCGCUUCCUUGCGAUGCAUUCGUGAGUAUGGUAUGAGUGGCUGGAUAGUGAAUGCAAACCCGUCAGACGGCUUGAGCCGCCUUGGCUUAGCAGAUCCCUGGACUCUGUCCCAACCGUGGCAG